AUGGCUCCUAGUCGAUCCCAGCUCAUUAACACGGCAAAUACCCUCAUCUCCGCCUACAAUAAAUGGACCGUCCCCGAAGUUCUCGCCAUCCAAAGUCCCACAUGUAUGCACCGCAUCCUACCCGGCAAUCAACCCGCCCGAAGCAGAGCUGAGUUUGGGGAAUUUCUCGGGCGCAUCAUUCCCAUUAUCCGCAACUUUCGUCUCAAGAACGUGGACACGACGCCGUGGAUUGUGGACGUUGAAGAGAGGAGAGUUACGAUGCAUUUGACGAGCACGGCGGAAACGGAUAUUGGGACGUAUGAAAAUGAGUAUAUCUUUAUGAUUACGAUUAGUGAGGAUGGGGAGAAGGUGGAUGAUAUUGCCGAGUAUUUGGAUAGUUUGUAUUCGGCGGAGUUUGUGGGCAGGUUGGCGAGGGAAACGGGACAGGAGUUGAAGUAG
Messenger RNA from Trichoderma virens Gv29-8, 438 nucleotides. RefSeq lists its product as uncharacterized. The transcript has a single exon. Bases 1 to 438 code for a protein of 145 amino acids. Lineage: Eukaryota; Fungi; Ascomycota; Sordariomycetes; Hypocreales; Hypocreaceae. The record is from RefSeq and is a predicted model, not a curated record.